Molecule: messenger RNA, 3846 nt
Organism: Nomia melanderi (Alkali bee)
Lineage: Eukaryota; Metazoa; Arthropoda; Insecta; Hymenoptera; Halictidae
Product: mucolipin-3
Cellular component (GO): plasma membrane; lysosomal membrane
Molecular function (GO): NAADP-sensitive calcium-release channel activity
Source: RefSeq, a predicted model, not a curated record
ACCCCCGUCGGCUGGCCAUUUGAUCACCACACGCGGAGACGAUCAUCCGCGUGUACUGGCCGCCUCCAAUUUCCCUGUUUCGUGUUUCCCGUUAAUUGAUCACGGUUACAUUCCGCCGGAGCUGAUCCCUUUAAGGCCACACCGUGCCGCCCUCGAGCGUGUCACGAUAACGCGAGACCCCGUUAACGGAGAAAGGGUUGACGGCUCCUCGAUCCGAUUAGCUUGAAGCGUUGCGUGCGCUCACCAGCCUGCCACACAACUGCGCUUUGUUUUCAUCGCGUCUGUUAAUUGAUGGUUCCGCUUUUAGCCCUGUUGCUUCGGACCUUCGCCUUUGACGCCAUACUGAACCAGCGGAACAUUGAGGACAUGUAUCUGGAUUAGUGAUUCUUGAUUCGGUCUGUGAAUGUUGAGUAUAUUUUUAUUUUGAUGCAUUGAUAAUUAAUCUGUUGUCAUUUAGAUGUAUUGAUGUUGAUGGUAGUAUUGUAGCGUAAUUGUUAUACAAAAGUAUAGUGUUUUUAAUUUCAGUUCGGAUCCUCUAUGUUUGUAGAACUGUAGGAUCGUAUAAUUUUGUAUAUACAUUCCUCGAUGUUAUGUAACGUGAUUUUCAAUUUGAAAAGCAAAUGAAACCUCGCGUGGUUGUUUCAUUGGAAAUCAUAGCGUCAGAUAUUUAUAAUGAAAAGUUUUUAGUUAUCGAAGCGUGAACAUCGCUCCCCACCCCGGUUAUCCCUACCUAACCGAUCAGCUGGUUUCUCGAACGGCCGGAGCAGCGCGCUGAUCAGUCGACCUUCGUACGUGAAUUGGAUGGCCUGCGAUGGCCGCUGUUAACAACGUGAAAUUGUUACGAUCGCUUUUUGUUGCGUAUUUCAACCCAGUACGUUCCGAAUCAACGCAUGUGAACAGCUCGGCCUAUCAUCGUCCGUCGGAAACUGGGACGACAAUUCCGCGGGAUAAACCAUCAUCCGAUUAAAAAUUUGGGUCCACUUAAGUAUCGUUCCUAGAAGCGACUCGUUCGAAAUGACAGAGCCGCGUAAAAGAAACUUGCGGGAGGAGUCCAGAGGAAAUGGUCUCAGAAACCAUUCGUGGAGUAAUGGACCUGACAGCGAAGACGAAUUGGCUGGUGAAAAUGAACUGCUCGAUGAGAAUGUAGUCAGUCCAAGUCAUCAUCGAUCAACUAUAGGAGAUUCGCCUAUUUGUAACAUGACAACAUUUGCAGAGGAAAAGAUGCGCAGAAAAUUAAAAUUCUUUUUUAUGAACCCUAUUGAGAAAUGGCAAGCGAAACGUCGUUUUCCAUACAAAUUUAUUGUUCAAGUAAUUAAGAUUAUAUUGGUCACUGUACAACUAUGUCUCUUCGCACAUAGUAAUUACAUGCAUGUGAACUACGCGUGGGAUAAUCGAAUAGCUUUCUCGCACCUGUUUCUGAAAGGAUGGGAUACUACACAAGAGGUGCCAGCUUAUCCACCAGCAACGGGUCCUUUAGCAAUUUAUAAACAAGACGAAUUUUAUAGUACAAUUGAUUAUGCUUUAAAUGGUUACUUCCACCUUAAUAAGGCAAUUGGAUCUUAUUCAUACACUGCAGAAGAUAACUCAGUAGUUCCAGUUACUCUAUGCUUAUAUUAUUACAAAGAAGGUAUUAUAUUUGGUUUUAAUGAAAGUUACGUUUUUGACAAACAAAUCGUAGAAACGUGCAUCAAUAUAACUCGCCAAUUUUACCAGGAACAUAGUACAUCAAAACACUUAUUGUCUCAACAAAAUAUCAAUGUAAAUUUCUCAGCUCUUGUUAGGGCUCACUUAUUAUUUGCCUUAAAAACAAUCAACUUAAAAGCUGCUGGACCAAUGACACCACCAGAUUGCUAUCAAUUUAAUGUUAAAAUUGAUUUUGACAAUCGUGAUUUUGAUGGACAAAUGUUGCUCUCGUUAGAUACAGAAGCAAAAAGAUUAGAAUGCAAAGGUGAUACGCGUUAUAUCACGGAUAGUCGUAUUGAGGCAGCUUUAAGAACAUUACUCAAUUUACUAGUGAUUCUCAUUUGUUCUGUUUCUCUUAUUUUAUGCUCAAGAGCUAUAUAUAGAGCACAGCUGUUAAAAUUCGAAACUAUGAAUUUCUUCAAGAAAACGUAUGGCAAAGUAUUGAGUCUCGAAGGGAGAUUGGAAUUUUUAAAUUUAUGGUAUGUAAUGAUCAUUAUAAAUGAUCUAUUAAUUAUCAUUGGCUCGGCCGUGAAGGAACAAAUUGAACAAAAACAAUUCGGCAGGGAUAAUUGGAGCGUAUGUAGCAUAUUCCUAGGUACCGGUAAUUUACUCGUUUGGUUCGGUGUACUACGGUAUCUCGGUUUCUUUAAAACAUACAACGUUGUUAUUUUAACGUUGAAAAAAGCUGCACCAAAAGUGGCACGAUUUUUAUUUUGUGCGAUACUUAUUUACGCUGGCUUUACAUUUUGUGGCUGGUUGAUCUUGGGCCCGUAUCAUAUGAAAUUUCGAUCUCUCGCCACAACAUCUGAAUGCUUAUUCGCUCUUAUAAAUGGCGAUGACAUGUUCGCCACAUUUUCCAUAACGUCGUUCAAAUCGCCAAUGUUGUGGUGGUACUCUAGGAUUUAUUUAUACACGUUCAUUUCGCUGUAUAUUUACGUGGUUUUAAGUUUAUUCAUUUCUGUGAUAAUGGAUGCCUAUGACACAAUUAAGAUUUAUUACCGUGAUGGGUUUCCGAAAAACGAUUUGCAAACCUUUAUAGCAGCAUGUACCGACGAAGCAUCUAGUGGUCUCUAUAGGGACGACUGUGAAAGAAACGAUCUAACGGAACUCCUUGAUCGUUUUUGUUGCUGUCGGAAAAGACCCUUUUACGGGUCAUUCUCAGGAUCAAGUGCAGAAUUCUCAAAAGUGUCGGAACAAACAUGCGGAGGAGCAAUCUGUAUAUAGUGCUAUGCUGGACAAUAAUGUAUUAAUUAAAUAUUACGGUUCCACAGCUGAUACCCGAGAUUACCACGAUAAUUUUAUCGCCUAAAAGUACUUUUUACGGAAUAAUAUACAUUUGUCAACGUAUUACAGUUGCCUCUCCAUUUAGCUGCCAUUAAUAUGUCGUACGUUUACCGAUAGCGUAAAGGUUAACGACGCUAGACUUCCGUUCAUUUUUGUUGUACAGUAUAAAACUGAACAGUUUAGAGAAAAUAUUUUCACAAUUAAACUCACAAUACUUACAAUCAUAAUGUCUAUAACAUCGUUACUAUAAGUAUAAUAUGAUAUAUGAAGUAUUAAUGUUAUUGAAGAUAAUUGUAGAUAAGUAAUGUUUCAACCAAGAAAUUCAAUGGUGCAAACUUUAAGUAUAAUAUGUACUUUCUUGUGUCAAUGAAAAUUUAUAUGUAUUAUGUAAGCUAAACUACAUAAUGUGAAAGUCAUCUGAAUGAAUAAUGUAUAAUGCACAGUUUUGUAUAUACACAUACACUCACACACACACAUACACAUCUGUGUGUAACAUUAACAAUUAUUUUUUAUGAAGAUAAUUAAUUCAGCAACUAAAUUUUUAAUAAUUAGUAAGAUUAAUGUUUUUAAUUGCAAAUUAAAUAGUAUAUAGAGUAAUAAUCUCAAACAAAAUAGUUAUUAACUUGACACAUAAGUAGACAAUUAAAAAAAAUCAUCAAAUCUGUAAUUUGUAUUAUGAUAUACAUAUAAUAAUUUUAUCGCGUCAUUUUAUACAAUGUGCAUUGUACAUGGCAUCAAUAUCUACAUUCGAUUUAUGAAAUCAUAAAAUGCAUUUUAUUCAAAACGAACGAGCACAAUGAAAAAAAUGUGUUAUCCAAAGAAAUAUAUUUAUGAUAUUAACAAUGAAGUACAAUAAAAUUAUAAUUUUUUCCAGUUAUU